UGAGCGCGGUGGUAGCUAGCCGCUGUUAGCUUAGCAUGUUGGCGAGUGUCUGCUGAUGCUGCGGAACUGUAACGCUACUGACUUAAAAGAAGCGAAGAAGAGCAACGUGUCGAACAAAAGCGGCCUUCACUUAUGUACAUUUCAACGUGGCCUUUUAACAAGGGGUGGAAUGUCAACUGUUUACAUUCAAUGGUCAAUCAAAGGAAAAAAAUGAGUCUUAAAUAUCAUACUAAAACCUGGUCAGUUGUUCUGUUUUUGGCCUUUUUUGAAGUUAUUUUAUUAUUUUUAUUUCCCGAUCAUUGUUGUUUAUUAAACAUGUAUUCAAAAAGUGAUCAUGACUGAUGUUGUAGUUUAACGAUUACCGAUAUGAACGACAGAAAAAUGGAAUUAAAUACAACUUAAAUGUGUCAGUUUAAUUUGAAAAGAACACUUUUGUUUAAAUGUAAUAAAUAGCAAUGAGUGUCAUGAGAGUAAAGUAUUCUUCCAGCCUGUCCCCUUCAUGUCCUCAUUCACCACGAACCUCAUUGCUGGUCUUCCUCUUCCUUCGUCUCCAACCUUUGUGGUGCCAGGAUGCGUCCUUGUCGUACGACCCAGACUCGCCGCCCGGCGAGAUCCAGAGCGAUGUGGUGUUCCGAGAAGGUCAGACCCUUGGUGGGAGCAUCACCUACACCCCCAGACUCAUCGCCAUGGACCUCAAAGGGAGUCUGCAGGCUCUGCCUCAGGAGGGAGGUCUGUACGACGACGGCAAAGACGCCUCCACCGUCUCCUGGGAUGGGAACCUGAUGAUGCACCGAGAAAGUCCUCCCCCGAAAAACUCUUUUCUGGAGGAUCUGGACAGGUUGGAUAGAGGAGAAAUUCUUGCCGAAGCUCAGUUUGCCAGCACUUCUCAGCCCCAGCGCUCCGUGGCAGGGAAGGUGCAAGUCGACACGGUGAACAGACGCCUGGAGAAGGCGCAGAAGAGCUAUCACCUGGAGGGCAGUGUCAAGGUUUGGUCGGACUUCCUCCGGAUCUACCUGCAUCCUCGCACCAUCUCCAUCGUCCACCAGUACAACCACGACGGAGACUCGGACCGUCUGGAGGCCUUCAGUCAGGGGGAGGCCGUCCUGCACGGCCCCCUGCUGGACCAGCUGGAUGACAAGCUGCACUUUUUCGUUGAGGAGUGCGACUACUUUCAGGGCUUCCAGGUGUUGUGCGACUUGGCUGACGGCUUCGCCGGCGUCGGGUCCAAGGUCACAGAGAUGCUUCAUGACGACUAUGGUGGGAGGGGCAUCCUGACUUGGGGACUGGCUCCUGUCAGUCAUCCAGACUCGACGCCUGUGAAGGAGUUUUACCACCUGCUGAACUGCACGCUGGGGCUGGUCCACAUGUCCAGUCACAGCUCCCUGUUCUGUCCACUGUCGCUGCGCGGAGGUCUGGGACUGCGAGCCUCUUCCCCGGUCAGCUUCCCUCACCUGAGCUACGACCCCUCUCUCUGGUACCACUCCAGCUCGGUCCUGGCUGUGGCCCUGGACGCCCUCACCGUGCCCUACAGGUUGAGGAACAACUGCGUGCCCAUGUGGCAGGUGGCCGACGCGCUCUCCUCCUCGGGUCGAAAGGUGGUGUCUGCCUAUGGUGCAGUCCCGUUUCCCUUGAUGCACGGCGGCUCUCUCCCUGACUCUUUGACUGUCUGUGGAGACUCACUGCCGUGGAAACCGAUCUCCACCUGCCCGGAGGCCGACAGUGGUCGGUGCUACGGUCAGUGGGUGACGCUCAAAGGCUUGGAAGGACACAAACUCACCGGUUCCAUGCAGUAUGGGAUGACGCCUCUUCACCGCCUGGACAGCGGCGAGGACGUGCUGGCUUCCUACAUCAGCUCCUUCUAUCCCUCGUCUCCUCUGAACCUACAGCUGGUGUCCGCUCCCAGCAAACUGACACCUCCUUUCCCGCAGAUCUUUAGCUCGUCCGUGGGCAGUCAGGGUCUGCUUCACGGUCACCGGAACGGUUUUUUGUCCCAGGCGGUGACCUCCGUCCCCGUCCUGACCUCCCUCCAGUCUGGACCUGCCAUCGGCCCCUGGCUCGCUGACCUGCAUCGCUCCGUCAGCGCGUUUGACGUCCGCCGCGUGGCCCCCAGCUUCCUCUCUCAGGGACUGGACAUGGAUCACUUCCGUGAGGCUCUUGAGCAGCUGCGUCGCCUGUCCAGGUGUUACAGAGAUGACAGCGGAGGAGUGACGCGCUCUUCCUCUGAAGAUGAUGAUGAUGAUGACUGACCCAGAGAACCCUGUCCCAUUUUCUGCUUGUCCUUCUGGAACUGUGCAGUGGUUCUGCUGGAUAGUCAUGGUCUUCCUCCAGCCACUCUUCAACAUCAACUAUGUGGAACCUUGUGGUCAAGAAAAGAGUGAAGAACCUGUAGGUCAAAGAAGAAGACUUGAAAGAUGAACCAGGACCAGCAGCACUUUGACCCAGUCGAGUGAUGAUACCUGCAGUGAAGACCUAGGACCAGCAGAGUGUUCACUGCUUCACCUCCGGUCUUGGAUCUGUCUCUGUUUCUAGUCAUGUUUCUAUCCUGUUAUCAUGAGCUGAAGGAAAAUCCCCUCUCUAGAGGGACGUGUCUGUGAUCUUCAUCAUGUCACAAUUCAUGCUAAAGCAAGUACAGGAACCAACGGGAUUGAGAGCCUGUGUGUCUGGCAUCUACUGAGUAGAGCUGACGAUUCAUGCUGCAAAGUUGAGUUAGUCCUGCACUUGCCCUGCCAGAGAACGGUUCAGCUGAAGUGCACCUGCUGUCAUUAGACAUUCUGGGCUGCAGAUGUGCUUUAUUGUUUGAGGACGUCUCCGACUGACUCUGAAAAUAAACCUUUUCUAAAAAAAACAUUUUGUUCGCAAACCAAACGCGCUUUAUCCAAAACAAAUGUAUGAAGUGGGGAAACGGUGAUGGGUAGAUGAGGUUUCAUGAAACAGCGUCCUGAUUUUCAGAGGCCACCAGGUGGCGCUGUUGGCUGUAAAAUGUUUGAACUUGAAUUCAAUGAAAAAAAAUGAAAAGGAACCAGAAGCCCAUCCCAAAGUAUACUGCACAACUAUAGACACUAUGCAAACCCUGGAAGGUAUGGAAAUACUAAAAUGAAAAAAAAAAAAAACUUUGAACGUAAGACGUUUUACGCAUUUUUAUUUUGUAAUGAAAACAAUCCAUGGAUCUCACAAAAGGUCAAAAUGGCAAAAAGAUUAUCCGCUCAGCGCAAACAUGCUUCCAAGGUUAAACAAAAAAACCCAUCUAACAGACGCACGCGCACACAGCCACUACUGAAGUCGAGUCAUCUAAAACAUCCCUACAGACGGAGGCUAAUACGGGACAAGCGGCGACAUGUGGAAGGGAAGGGAAGAGGCGCAGACGCGCAAGACCGGCACAGACGAGCUAGCUAUCAA
Molecule: messenger RNA, 3396 nt
Organism: Synchiropus splendidus (mandarinfish)
Lineage: Eukaryota; Metazoa; Chordata; Actinopteri; Syngnathiformes; Callionymidae
Gene: msto1
Product: misato mitochondrial distribution and morphology regulator 1
Exons: 13
Coding region: 456-2246 (596 amino acids)
Biological process (GO): mitochondrion distribution
Cellular component (GO): cytoplasm
Source: RefSeq, a predicted model, not a curated record